Molecule: messenger RNA, 3894 nt
Organism: Melampsora larici-populina 98AG31
Lineage: Eukaryota; Fungi; Basidiomycota; Pucciniomycetes; Pucciniales; Melampsoraceae
Exons: 5
Coding region: 1-3894 (1297 amino acids)
Molecular function (GO): protein binding
Source: RefSeq, a predicted model, not a curated record
AUGGUCAUCAAUCCUAAUGCAAAACUAAUGUCGACUUCAAAUUAUCAUUUCAACUCAAAUCGAUCACCUAUCAAAUUACAAUUACAAUUACCUGAACUUUCAAUCACUCAAGCUGCUCAAGCAAGUAGAGAACGUUGGAAAUCAGAUUUAGCAAACUUACUUAAACAUGCUAACAAUCGAUUUGCUGAUCUAGCUUGGUCUAUUGCUCCUCAUUCAAAAGAACAGAUUUGGGCUCAUAAAGCUAUCAUUUAUGCAAGAGCUGGUGGUCAAUUUCAACUUAAAUAUCUUUCUUCACCGGCUCCUCCACCUCAUUCUAGAAUACCACCUUUACCAUCCAAUGCUUCAUCAGUUUCAAUCUCACCUUUUCCAACUUCAUUAAGAUCUGUCACUCCUCAAUCUAAUCGAAGACCAUCUUCUCCUGGUGGCAAUAGUCUUAACUCACUCUCUACUUCAACUCGUCAAGUCUCAAUUCUCAAUGGAACCGAUCCUACACUCUUUCAAUCUAUCCUUGAAGCUCUUUAUACGGCUAAUGGACUUUCUGAAGUGUUUUCAUUUCUCUUUGAUGAUCAUACUUCUGGUGAUGGUCCAGAAGCCCGAACUGACAAACUUCGUAGAGAUCUCCUCUACAUGUGGCGUUCAAAACUCUAUUCGGAUUGUCAUAUCAUUUUAGUCAGUGAAGAAGGUCUGGAUCAUACAGAAGAUGGAAAUCAAACUACCGAACAAGCCGUCUUUUCAGCUCAUCGUUCGAUUCUAUGCAGUCGAUCACCCUACUUUGCAUCGCUUCUCUUAGAUCCUUAUGCAGAUUCAAGCAAACGUGUCUUCACUUUAGCUUCACCUCCCUUCACACCUGCUUCAUUACAUUUCUCAUUAGGCUAUUUAUAUUGUGGUACACUUGAAUUUUCAAAUAGAACGUUUGAUUUAGCAACAGCGAUGCAAAUUUGGAGAAGUGCUCAAUAUCUUGGUUUAGAAUUAUUAAAAGAAGAAGUAGAAGCCAAGAUUUCAGAUAUGUGUCACAACUUUAAAGAUAAUUCCGAACCAUUUGUGGUACAAUAUUUCGGAUUGAUUUGGAAUAAGGCAAUUGGGGAACUUCACUACGGAGCUCAAACUCGGAUUGUCGAUUUGGUUUGCUCUAGUAUCGAUCCGAAUACGGUCAUUGAUGCGAUUCGCUCCUCAAAACGUCUUAAAGAACGUUUGGCCAACGAACGUUCUGACUGGUCGGAUCACCUAUUAUCUAUGUUGGAGCCUAUAGACGAACAGAUUGCACUGGUCUUACAACGAAAAUUUCCGGCUGUGGUAACCUCUAAAGGUUUCUUGGACUUGCUAGUCGGUGUUGGGUUCUCGAAUGACGUUUUGGAAAGAGCUUUGAUUAUCUUGAUCGCUCAACUUUCAGAAGAGACAGCCGCAGAGACUUAUCAAGUUUUGGUAGGACAAGUUUUGCUACGUGAAGAUGGUCUACCGAUGGAUGCAAGAGUGAUAGUAGAAGAUGCUAAGGCGAGUGUGAUUAAAUAUCUCAAAUCACGAUGGAUGAAUGUACGAUCUUUGAAUGGAUUUGAUCCUUUGGAAAAUUGGGCUCUGAAAGAAAUCGCUGAUGAGAUUGGUGUCACCGUAGACGACCUCUUGCUUUCCACUGUGGCCUCAAACGCUCCAACCACCAAAACGGGCUUGCGUGUUACAUCACCUGCUUCAAAAGAUAAUCAAAAUGAUGACAAGCAUGUCAUCAGUCCUGCCUCACUGCGGGCUUCUGUCCUUUGUCGCAAUGCAUCUCGACAGCAAGCCACACCUACCCCAAGUGUCUCUGGCAGGGUGACGACCAAAUCUACCAGCUCAGCUUCCACGGUCACCACCAAUCGACUGCACCUCUCAAAUGUCACUAACAACUCACCUACCCCUUCAAUCAGCUCUUCACUCAUAUCACGGCCAAGACCAAGUAUUGGUAAACAAAAGGCCCUUCUUCCCUCUGUCAUCACUGCCACUCGGCGAGAGUCAGAAAGUGGGUCGAUUGUGAGCUCCCCAAUUUCACGCCGGCCAUCGGUCCAGUCAAAUGAAACAUCUACUUCAACUUCUUCCUCAUCUGCAUUAUCACCUAAACCGGAGCCAGUUGGGAUCCCUAAACCUCAGCAAAGAGCAGUGUCCUCUAGCGCUACUUCAUCUCACUCGAUUCGAUCCAAUCCACCGCUACCCCCCAUGCCCAAAUCAGCUAAUCUUGACUCACCGCGGCUCUCGGCCAAUUCAAGAGCUUCCAGCCCCACUCAUAGCGUGACCUCGGUGAGUUCCAGGUCUGUAGGAAAACGUUCUACCUCAGUGGUGGGCAGAGCAAGAAGACCAUCUGAAAUGACGACAUCCAAGCCUAAUACUACCGAGCCGAAGCCAAGCAAACCACCUCGAACGCGGACUAUCACCGGAACCUCUACCAUAUCCAUUCGGUCUACCGCAUCUGCUACUCCGAGCCGCGUGCAAGCUCCUGCAACACCAAACGGUCGUAAAUCAUUCAGCAAGCCAGAUACGGUCCGCAAAACACCGUCGAGCCUCUCCAUGCGCUCUGAUGCAUCAAAUGCAACGGUAGGAGCAGUUUACAAGCGGCGACCCAGCGCGGCAGCAAAGACUCCUACGUCUUAUGCUUUUUCUGAAACGCCCCCAAUGACACCACCUGCUGCUACAAUCAUCAAGAAGAAAAACCCACCUACUGUCACCCUGGCAGCCAAGCGGCCUGAUCGACUACGAACCACUAGUGCGACCGCUCGUACAAGUGCUGCCACCACUGUUCUUCGUACUGCUCAACCUGUGCCUGUUCCACCACGACCGAGUUCAGUAACCUCUGUGCGGACAAAUGCCUCGACAAAAACAAAUGGUGCCACCAAAGCUUCGGGUAUCAAGUCAGAGCCUAAUUCGAGUGGAAUAGCCAAAUCGGUCAAAGCUAAAUCUAAAGAUACAACAGCACUGAUGCCAACAGUGCCAAGCGUGAGGGCCAGAACGGUUUCAACAAAUUCUGUCACGCCUGGUGUACGUGCUCGAAUCAUGUCAACAAAGUUACCAUCACCACUUGUCACUCAAGCCACUCGACAGCGAAAAGCUAGUGCCAUGAGUGAAGUGACGCGUACACCAAAAGCCACCAAGGAGCCCAAAGAGUCGAAAAAGCAGGUUGAGGAAGAUUCCAAGUCAGAGCACGAACCAGGACAUCAAUCACAAGGCUCGAAUGCUUCCAACUCUACCGUUCGACUUGGCACGAGUAAGGAAGCGCCACAACAGACGAUCAUCGUCACCCCAUCUUCUUCACCAUCUCUUCAUCGAAUCUCAGCCAAUACAGUUGUACCCCCAAUACCACAACCAGGAGGACCAUUACCAGGCUUUCCACUCUUGGUAGGAAUUCCAUGUGUAGUAGCUACGACGACAACUUUACCAGAUGGAAUGAUUCAACCGAUCAAGUUUAGAGCCGUAGUGAAGUAUUUAGGUAAAACGUUUUUUGGAUCAGGUGAAUGGGUAGGAGUUGAAGUAGCCGAAAAAGAAAACAUGCCAGAGAAAGAAUGGAAUGAAGGGAUGAUUGAUGGGAUUAGGUAUUUUGAAUUAGGACAAGAAUCGAAUGAAUCGAAGAGUAGAUUGAUGAGAAACUUAUCGGCUACACCAUCUGGAGCUGGACCAGGUUUAGACCGUAAUUCACCUUCUUCUAGACUUGGAUCACCAGGUAGUGGAAGUAGAAGUGGAACGAGUAGUGUGAAUGGAGGAGAGUUUGGAGUAGGCAGUUUAGGAUUAAGACCUACGAUGAAUUCUAACAAUUCACGUAGUUCUAGUAGAUUGAAACAUGUUGGAUCUGAUGAAGAGAUUGAUGGGAUCUCUAAUGGAUUAGUACCUACUAGAGGUUUGUUUGUUAAACCUCAUGAAGUGAUUUUUGUUUUUUAA